GGGUCCAGGGGGGUGUGAGGAGAGAGAAGGGGGCGGACAUCUCAAAGAAAUAAACUCAAACCAACUCCCAACUGUGCCUUAACCAUCAUCCAGUACUCUCUCAUAUCUUCGUUAUUAGCUUUUCCGCAUUUCAUUUCUCAGACUACAGAUCUCCCUCCCCCCUCGUUUUCCGCCUCCUACCAAUUACAUUUUCCUUCUUUCUCCCAUGGAAUCCGCCGCCGUCCUCCGCUCAUUUCACUGUACUUCGGGCAUAGCAUCAGAAACACGGUCUGCAUUGUGUAGACCAUCCCACCUAAAAUCCAUUUUUGGAAACAAUCUUGUUUCCCUGAGGAGGCAAGGAGGAACACCAGUGUUAUGCGUGAAGGCAUCAGAAACUAAACUCACAGCUAAAUCUGAUGUAUCUUUGAAUGGAGCAGCACCAUCGGAGAAGGAUACCCAAAAAGCAAUUGGGAAGAAAAACUUAGCAGUCUUUCCUAAUGGAUUUCAGUCAUUAAUCCUGGAGGUAUGUGAGGAGACUGAGAUUGCUGAGCUGAAACUGAAGGUUGGGAGUUUUGAAAUGCACAUGAAGCGGAACAUAGAUGCAGGAAAAACUGCUCUUCCUGUUUACUCUCCCACGAUUGCACCACCUAUACCAUCUGAACCGAUGACUGGAUCGACUCCUGUUUCACCUCCAUCUCCAGCAGCUAAAUCCUCGACUGAAAUAGUUAGCCCUUUUGUAAAUGUUUUCGCAGAGAAGUCUGCAAAGUUAUCAAAUCUAGAUGCCACGGGAGCUAGUGGAUAUGUUGUAGUGUCAUCUCCAGUGGUUGGCUCUUUCAGGAGAGGCAGAACAUUUAAAGGGAAAAAACAACCUCCUUCGUGUAAAGAGGGCGAUUUGAUCAAAGAGGGACAAGUGAUAGGCUAUGUGGAUCAGUUUGGAACUGAACUUCCUGUGAAGUCGGGUACAGCUGGUGAAGUCUUGAAGGUUCUCUUUACUGAUGGAGAAGCGGUUGGGUAUGGAGAUUCACUGAUUGCUGUAUUGCCAUCAUUUCAUGGUAUCAAGUGAGUGAGAGAGCUUGUUUUGCUAGUAGGUAUGACGACCAACUGUACUGUACUUGUACUUUGAGAAGUAUCUAUCUUUCAAUUGAAGCACUAGGACAUUUUCACUUUUCAGUUUCCAUUUCUAGGGGUAGUUUUUAUUUUAUUUUAUAUUAUUUCCUAGCCCCCCUGUGUUCUGUUACUCUUGUUUUUUGUCUGAAUUACCCUGACUUUUGCUUACUUCAUAUGGAAUGAUUUUGAAAUAAUCUGUUAGUUGGUUGGUGGUUGUUUA
Molecule: messenger RNA, 1306 nt
Organism: Impatiens glandulifera
Lineage: Eukaryota; Viridiplantae; Streptophyta; Magnoliopsida; Ericales; Balsaminaceae
Exons: 9
Coding region: 206-1042 (278 amino acids)
Source: RefSeq, a predicted model, not a curated record